AUGGCGGCGUCGGCUGCGACGGCCCCGGAGCAGGAGGACCGCAGGCCGAUCCGGAGGGUUCGAUCCAAGAGUGACACACCUUACAUCAAUGAAGCGAGGAUCUCUUUGCACCUGGAGACAGCUGAAGAAGUAGAAAGGCUAGCAGCAAUGCGCUCUGAUUCACUGGUACCUGGCACGCACACACCUCCAAUUCGGCGCCGAAGUAAAUUCGCCAAUCUUGGGCGGCUAUUUAAACCCUGGAAAUGGCGAAAGAAGAAGAGUGAAAAGUUCAAGCAGACCUCUGCCGUGCUGGAGCGAAAAAUGUCUACAAGACAAAGCAGAGAGGAGCUUAUCAAGAAAGGAGUGCUGAAGGAAGUUUAUGAGAAGGACAGUUCAUCAUCAUCUGUACGGGAGGAGGAGAAGCUAGAAAAUGGCCGUUCUCCGGAGCCCGGGUGUAACUUGUCACAAUCUGAAGGUACUGAGCCAAUGGAAGGAGCGGCUGCAAAUGAAGAUUCACUGGCGUUUGAGAUCCAUGCCGAUUCUACAGGUCAACAGGAACUUAUCCAAAAGUUAAACCAAGCUCCCUCUCCAAAAAAGCCUUCUGUGUAUCCAGGGGAUGAUACUGAAUCAACACUGCACACACCUCAUACGUUACAAAAACAACCUCCGGCCCUUCCACCCAAACCCAUUACCAGGAUGCCAAAUCACAGUACAGAUGGCACCCUGGUAAAGUUGCCGUGCAUGUCAGUGAAGUUAUCUCCUCCUCUACCUCCAAAGAAGCUCAUGAUUUCCGUACCUGCAGGGAGCAUGGAACCCUUGCCGCCUCUGCUCGCCUUCCAGAAGUGCUCUGCCCCUUCAAGCCAUGCUCCAGUGGGUGGGCAUUCACUACAGUACGGGACACUUCCCGUUCCUCUUCACCCACCCAGCCGAAUCAUUGAGGAGCUCAAUAAGACCCUGGCCCUUACCAUGCAGAGGUUUGAGAGUUCUAUGAUGCGUGCGGUUCCCACGUUGAUGAUGGAAUGUGACGACAAGGAGAAUCUCCCCAAUGAGGCAGAUUAUGAGGAUCUACCUGUUCUGUAUGGGGAUGAUUAUGAAGGAGAAGAAGAAGAAGAGGAGGAACUAGAAGAUGAAGAAGUGGAUGAGGAAGAUGAUGAUGAUGACGAGGCAUUAUUUACAAGCACACUGGCCCUGAAGGUGUUACGAAAGGACUCUCUUGCCAUUAAAAUCAGUAACCGUCCGUCAAAGAGGGAGCUGGAGGAGAAGAACAUUCUACCACUGCAGUCGGACCAGGAGCGACUCGAAUCCCGACAGCAAACAGCAACCAAACUCACACGACGGUUGAGUCAGCGGCCAACUGCUGAGGAACUGGAACAGAGGAAUAUCCUUAAACCUCGAAACGAUCUUGAGGAGCAGGAGGAGAAGAGGGAGAUCAAGAGACAUUUAUCCAAAAAACUCAGUCAGAGGCCAACAGUAGAAGAGCUGAGAGAAGCAAAGAUCCUCAUUCGCUUUAGUGACUAUGUGGAGGUUGCCGAAGCUCAGGACUAUGACAGGAGAGCAGAUAAGCCAUGGACGAGACUAACAGCUGCUGACAAGGCUGCCAUAAGGAAAGAGCUGAAUGAGUUUAAAAGCACAGAAAUGGAUGUGCACGAGUCGAGUCGACAUUUGACCAGACAUCAAGGAGUGGUGAAGAUUUUCUUUUUC
Molecule: messenger RNA, 1680 nt
Organism: Nerophis lumbriciformis (worm pipefish)
Lineage: Eukaryota; Metazoa; Chordata; Actinopteri; Syngnathiformes; Syngnathidae
Source: RefSeq, a predicted model, not a curated record